GAUGAAACUAAAACUUAUUGUGAUAAACAGAAACAGCAACUCUUACAAACAUCUGUCGUUGCCGUUACAGAAAAGAAAGGAACACAACUCGCUGAAGAAGAGGAGAGAAAGGCAGAGCAAGUUGCAGAAGAGGACGGAGAGAAACUCUAGCUCUCUGCUAUUUUUAGGGAGCCUGAUUGGUAUUCAAUGCCUGUAUUCUCCCUGGGAUUUUAAAUGAACUAAGUUAAUGUCUGUGGGAGUGAAUGGUACUUUGAGAGGGGCUGUCUCGGUACCCUCUUCAAUUCCCCCUUUCUUCCGCUCUCAGCUGUCUCCCUCUGCAGACUUAGCCGUGGCUGUUUUCCUCAUCACCACAGGUGUGGUGUCCGUGGUGGGUAAUGGUGUGGUUUUGCUGGUUUUUGGGCGAAAGAGAAAGAAGCUCAGGCCCCACGAGCUGAUGACCAUAAACCUGGCGGUGUGUGAUUUUGGCUACAGUCUCCUUGGCGCACCCUUUCCUAUUACUUCCAGCCUGUCUCAUGCCUGGGUGUUUGGUCAGACCGGGUGUCUGUUCUACGGGGUGCAAGGCUUUGUGUUUGGCAUCGGCUCCCUGCUCACCACCUGCCUUAUCUCUCUGGACCGCGCGUUCAAGAUCUGCAGCAUCCAGUACGGUCAGUGGAUUGAGAGGAGACAUGCAUCUCUGUCCAUUGUGCUGGUGUGGAUCUACACCAUAUUCUGGGGAUUACUUCCUGUUUUUGGUUUCGGUAGCUAUGGGCCAGAACCAUAUGCCACAAGCUGCACAAUUAACUGGUGGAGUAUGAAGUCAUCUCUCAAUGACAGGAUCUACAUCUUUCUCAUCAUGUCCCUCUGUUUCGGAGUGCCCACCUUCAUCAUCAUCACCUCCUACAUCGCCAUCAUGGUGACGGUUUAUCGUUCUAGUCGUACCUUGGCAUCCAUUCCAUCUUCAACUGUCACACACAGCAGCAAAGAAUUGAGACUCACAAAGAUUGCUGCAGUGGUCUGCUCAUCUUUUCUCGUGGCCUGGAUGCCGUACGCUAUCGUUUCUCUCUACUCUGCACUGACGGCCAAGGAGGAACCAGGAGAGUAUGUAGGAAUCCUGACAGCUGAAGCCGGGCCAACAGGGCAAGCAACCCCCAAGCUGGCCGAUUUCCUCGCUUUUCCGUCUCUCCUCAACUGGACAUCCGUGGAAAAUGACACCACUAUCUAUGAGACUCUGGAUAUGUGGAGUAACAGUACACUGCAAACCAACUUCAGGCCGGACUCCAACCCGGUGUCUUCAGCGGGUUCUGGUUCAGUCGUUGGGACCCAGAGCACUCGGGCCGUAUCCAGCCUGCCCCCGGAGGUGACAUUGAUCCCAGCUAUGUUCGCCAAGUCGCACUGCAUGGUCAACCCCUUCAUCUACCAGAUCAUGAACCACGAGUUCAGGGCAAACGUGUACAACAUUUUCUGUGGGAGAGACUUGGAUAGAGAGAUGACAAGCCGAAGAGGAAGAGAGGGGAGUGACUCCGAAGGUCACCGCAGCAGCAUCAGCCUAUCGUACUGCCACAGCUGGAGGAAGAGCUGUUCAAACACUCCGACUCAGGGAGAGCGCGGGAAGAAGAAGCACCAGAACCCGGGCAGCGAUAAGGGCCACCGCAGCUCCUGGCACGGGGGCAGCGGGGGCAGCGACUGGGCCUCCCUGGACGCAGCCGCUCUGGACACCCAGAUCAACAUAGAGAGGGAGAAAGGGAGCGAGAAGGGGCAGGGAGAGUCCACCUCCAGCAGUCUGUUAACUUGUGAAGACUGAGGGCACGAGAAUGGUAAUGGAGAAAUGGCCGUCAAAAAUAUAUAUUUAUUCUUAUAUGAAGAUCUUUAUGAAGAAGUGUAUAUUUUAAUGAAUCUUGUUUAUUUGUAAUUGAUUUAGAAUGUGUACUUAACAUUAAAAAGGUGUUCACUUGGCCAUUCCUCACUUAUGAUGCUCUACGUGCAUUGAGCUGUUUCAUUUACAUAUUCAUAUUUGACUAGAUGGCUAUUUAGGUGAAUAAGUAGCCUAUAUCUAGAACUGGACAGACAGCCUUUAACACACUGUGUAGCUCUUAUGGACAUCUUCCAUUGACUAUCAUCCAGUGACAACUAGCAAAAGCAUGCUGUCUAUGUUAACCUUGAACACUAGACACCUUUGUCCUGUUGAUGCCAACUGUCCUGAUUUGAUUUACAGAAUGAUGCCAUGACCCUCCAUUUAGAGGCAUACUAUUAGAUGUGACCCUGUAUGUUUUUGUUGAAAGUCAGUGAAAGUGUCAGUGAAAUCAUUGUACUGUAUUUAAUUAUUGGUCCUGGAUGCAGUUUUCAGAAUGAAACUUUAAUUAGACCUGACAGUAUUACAACAGCAG
Molecule: messenger RNA, 2363 nt
Organism: Sardina pilchardus (European sardine)
Lineage: Eukaryota; Metazoa; Chordata; Actinopteri; Clupeiformes; Clupeidae
Product: rhodopsin-like
Exons: 10
Coding region: 227-1780 (517 amino acids)
Biological process (GO): cellular response to light stimulus; phototransduction; G protein-coupled receptor signaling pathway
Cellular component (GO): plasma membrane
Molecular function (GO): G protein-coupled photoreceptor activity
Source: RefSeq, a predicted model, not a curated record